Messenger RNA from Drosophila navojoa, 772 nucleotides. RefSeq lists its product as uncharacterized. NCBI's taxonomy places the organism in Eukaryota, Metazoa, Arthropoda, Insecta, Diptera, Drosophilidae. The record is from RefSeq and is a predicted model, not a curated record.
AUGUCCACACGGGUAGGUGGCAGCUCAGCUUCCUUUAUCACAAGAUCUCCUCUAAGAGCUCUUCAACAGAUUCUUCUCAUGUUUUUCUUGCUGGCUGCUUGUUUGGCGGACAUGCAGCAGGACGCGAACGAAGAUGAUCAGGAGCAGCCAGAGCAUAUUGAUGGGCGCUCGUUCUUCUUUCUGGGCACCUUAUUUCGACGCUGGCGCGAUCGUUGGCUGGCCUUUCACGGCUCUGCGCCGCUCUUUGCCGGCGCUGCUUUCCCUCUCAAUGGCUACUUCAACUGUCCGUCGUACGGCUGUAAUCCUGCAGCCAUUGGACCGCAACCAGGUGGCUUCUACCAGACCUACUAUGCCUCGCCGAUCCCGCCGCAGCCCCAACAGCAGCAACAGCAGCAGCAGCAUCAACAGGCGCAGGGCAAUAGCAAUGUCUACAUAUAUCAGUCUGAUCAGAACAUGGCUAGCUCUGUGCCCCAGCCGCCGUACGGGCCCGGUUUCUUCGGGCCAGCCCGGCAGCCCACGCCGCUGACACCACCGCCGCCUCGCCCGCUGCCUCUGCCUCUGCCGCCGCCAGCACCGCUGCCGCUGCUGCCAUCGGCCAUGCCUCCGCCUCAAGGGAGUGCUAGCAGCUUUGGAUUUGGACCUGGACCUGGCCCUGGAACCGUUCCGCUGCCAGCCUGCGGACCCAACUCGUUGUCCUGUGCUUUCGGCUAAGCAGCCUCGCCUAAGUAAACAACGCAGACAAAGUAAAAGAAAACAAUACAAUUUUAAUUGA